ACCUCUAACCAAAAAAUUAGGGAAAAACAUAUGAAAGAAAUUGCAGCUGUAGAUAAUUAUAGCAAGUGCAGCUAUUAGUUUUCCGCGCCAGUGUUGACUUCGAGGGCCUGCCUUUGAAGUAACGCCAAUUGCGCGCCUUUCGAGUGAAACUUUUUGAGGAGCGCCCCAGGGAUUCGGAAUUCGUAUCGCCAUGGACUCAGCCACCAAUCUGCUGGAGCAGCACAGCUCGACGGGUGAUUUGCACAGUGGAGCACCCGAAGUGGAGGUGACCACCCAGGCCAGGGUCACCUAUUCCAUGGAUUCAGCUGGAAAUUCCACGGCCGAGGGAGCGACCACCACCACGGCCACUCUGCGAGGCUCAGGAUCCGAGGAGGACAUCUUCGAACAGGUUGAGAUGAUCCUGCGCAAGCGACGCGGCUGGGGGCCGGAGGAUUCUCUCAGCGCCAAUGAUCUGGACCUUCUGGGGUAUGACGAUGAGUUGGCCGAGGAGGAUGACGCCGGUUGUCCUCUGCCUUCCACUCCGGAGGACACACAGCUCAUCGAGGCGGAGAUGACGGAAGUGCUGAAGGCUGGCGUUCUAUCCGAUGAAAUUGAUUUGGGCGCAUUGGCCCACAAUGCCGCCGAGCAGGCGGAGGAGUUUGUGCGCAAGGUUUGGGAGGCCAGCUGGAAGGUGUGCCACUACAAAAACCUACCCAAGUGGCUGCAGGACAACGACUUUCUGCACCGCGGCCAUCGCCCACCGCUGCCCUCGUUCCGCGCUUGCUUCAAAUCCAUUUUUCGCGUUCACACCGAAACGGGCAACAUCUGGACACAUUUGCUGGGCUGCAUCGCCUUCAUCGGGGUGGCUUUGUACUUCAUAUCGCGGCCUUCGGUUGAGAUUCAGACGCAGGAGAAGAUCGUCUUUGGCGCCUUUUUCGUCGGCGCCAUCGUAUGCUUGGGAUUCUCAUUCGCCUUUCACACACUAAGUUGCCACUCUGUAGAGAUGGGAAGACUGUUUUCUAAACUUGACUACUGUGGAAUUGCGCUGUUGAUCAUGGGCUCCUUUGUGCCUUGGCUGUACUAUGGCUUCUAUUGCCAUUAUCAGCCGAAGGUGAUAUACUUGUCGGUGGUGUGCGUUCUUGGCGUUCUCUCCAUCGUUGUCUCGCUGUGGGACAAGUUCUCGGAGCCGGGCCUUCGGCCCUUGCGCGCUGGCGUGUUCAUGAGCUUUGGCCUGUCCGGUGUGAUUCCAGCUAUUCACUAUAGCAUCAUGGAGGGCUGGUUCAGCCAGAUGAGCCGCGCCAGUCUGGGAUGGCUAAUCCUGAUGGGCCUCCUCUACAUCCUUGGCGCCCUGCUGUAUGCUCUCCGUGUCCCAGAGCGUUGGUUCCCCGGAAAGUUUGACAUUUGGGGCCAAUCACAUCAGAUAUUCCACAUACUCGUCAUUGCAGCUGCCUUCGUGCACUACCAUGGCAUCUCCGAAAUGGCUAUGUACCGGGUGAUGUACAGCGAGUGCACCGUCCCCAUCGAACCGAUAUCCUUCUAGAUGCUGAAGCGGAGGCCAAGGAACAAUCAUCGUAAUAGCACAUACAAUCCCAUACAUUUUCAUAAACAUAUUGUUGCGAAGUAGCGCAGUUUUACAAUGCAACCUUUUUUGCGUUAGGUGAGCAUUUGUACCUUGUUAUACAAAUUCGACGGAACCACACGCAAGACGCAAAAACACACACGAAUUACGCGCAUUUAUCAUCAAAAUCUUACAUCGUAUAAUGGAAAAACUAGCAAAAGAAAAAGUUGAUUGUCGAAUGAAAUCUGCAGUAGAGUAAUUAAUAUAUGUACAAUUAUUUAUAAAAUUCCAAUUCGUCUCUUUAUGGUAUCCCAAGUGGAUCGACCUUUCGGGUAGUGCUGAAUUGCUUGCAUCUGGACUUGGUAAAAGGCCAAACCUUCGCCAGGCAUCAUCGCCAGAUGAUUUUCGCUCAGGGCUAUCAUUGCUAUAGAAAUGUUCGAAGGGCCAGCCAAGCAAUUUCUACUUAAGUUAUGCAAUUAGUUAACCCUUUUGUGGCAUUAGUAUUUACUGCAUUAGUUUGUUAGGCUUGUAUGGAGUAAUGAACAUACGUUUGAAUCGUUAAAUGAGGUCUGAUUUUUCUCAAAAACAACACUGCACACCAUAUAUUCUACAUCCAUACACACCACACACACUGAUAACAGGACACCGCAUUGGAGCCCAAGAUAUUAUAUCACCCAUAUACAUUAUAAUUGCAGAUCUAUCACAAAGCAUAAAGCGAAUCAAAACAAUAAAAAAAUGAAAAGACUUCUAAA
Molecule: messenger RNA, 2289 nt
Organism: Drosophila elegans
Lineage: Eukaryota; Metazoa; Arthropoda; Insecta; Diptera; Drosophilidae
Gene: AdipoR
Product: adiponectin receptor protein
Exons: 7
Coding region: 191-1519 (442 amino acids)
Biological process (GO): adiponectin-activated signaling pathway
Cellular component (GO): plasma membrane
Molecular function (GO): signaling receptor activity
Source: RefSeq, a predicted model, not a curated record